UAUUCUGAGGAUCUUACUAACGUGAAUGCAUAUCGCAAUUGACGGACGGGCCUCAUCCCUCGCAGUGGCCUACUCCGCGCCUUCCUUCUCCGGAUGGGGGAACUGUGGGGGUGAUAUGCAGCUCCGUCGAUCGUCUCUACCAUGAUGUCCCGAGCUCACAUCUUCUUCCACCAAUCGCUGCCUAUCGCUUGUUGGAACAUGCCUCAUGCCCAUACAUCAAAGGUCUACCGUGGUGGACAGAAGAGAGGGCGACCCCUCAAUACAGUGGCCGCCCAUGGAAUAUACUUUUCCAGAUCGACAUGGUUGGCGUGGCUGCUGCUCCAAAGAAGAGUAGAUUUAAUUGGCAUGACACGAAGUACAUGUUAGCAUUCGGAGACUCGUACACAUAUGUUCAAGGUACCGCUGGCCGACAGAAUUCGACUUUUAUUGGCGACUACUUCAAUCUCUCGUUCACGGAGGAUGAGCUGUUGAACAACAAGAUAGUUCAGAAUCAGACAGCUACUGCUGAGGGAGGACCAAAUUGGGUCGAGUAUCUUACAGGUUGUGGUCUCAAAUCGGGCCUCACCUCACCACUUUCGUGCAAGACACAGCUCUGGGACUUUGCCUUUGGAGGCGCUGAUAUCUCUACCAAACAUACACCUCGACACCACAACUACACAGUAAUGCUAGAGGAACAAGUUCAACAAUUCAUCACCUACGCCCAACCAACGCUCUUCAAAAUCAUCGAUCCCUCAAAAACACUCGUCGCAUUCUGGAUAGGAAUAAACGACAUCAACGAUAGUGCCAAAUACUCUGUCGACUUUCCAAGCUUCUAUAAUACGUUGAUCAGUACGCUUUUCGACUCUGUCCAAAGUGUCUACGAUGUCGGAUAUCGUAACUUCCUCUUCAUGAACCUACCUCCUCUAGACCGCACACCAGGAAAUGUACUCAAAGCCACACCACUUCCAAACACCACUAUGAUCAACUGGUGGGACCAAUCUCUUGCCUCUCACAUCACCUCCUUUUCCGCCAAGAAUCCUGCAGCAAAUGCCUUUGGCUUUGACGUCAAUACCUUCUUGAACAACGUCUUGGAUCAUCCAUACAAGUAUGGAAUCAAGAACACCACGGGAUAUUGUGCGAGUUACAAUCAACCGUUCAUCAAUCAGGAGCCAGAGAGCUAUGGCUGCUUACCGUUGGAUGAGUAUGCGUGGUUUAAUGAUGGACAUAUGACUUCGCAUGUUCAUGAGAUUUUGGCAAAGGAGGUUGGACAGUUUUUGAAGAAGCAGUCGUAAGAAGAGCGGAAGUAUAUAGCUUGCAUAUAUCUAAUCGUUUCUAGAUAAAUUUGUCGAUGAGAGCGACCGUCAGUAGUCAUUGCAAUCACUUGGUGUGAGGGAGGAUCCUCCUGCGAAAGCUUGCUUAAAUGACAUUCCUCGUUUGGUAUCAUAUUGCAAGCCAUAUCUACGCAUAAUCCCACGGAUGUUGAUAUAUACGUCUAUUCUAACAGUCGAUGGAAGUAGUAGAAGUACAGCAUGAUCUGGUAGCCGUCUACUGACGUAUCAUUCCAAGAGCAGGGUGGGAUGCUCG
This is a messenger RNA of Aureobasidium subglaciale EXF-2481, 1563 nucleotides long. RefSeq names its product carbohydrate esterase family 16 protein. Bases 300 to 1271 code for a protein of 323 amino acids. Lineage: Eukaryota; Fungi; Ascomycota; Dothideomycetes; Dothideales; Saccotheciaceae. The record is from RefSeq and is a predicted model, not a curated record. Gene Ontology annotation, molecular function: hydrolase activity, acting on ester bonds. The transcript has 5 exons.